CUGUGACCCUGCAAUCGGCAAAAUACAUACAGUAGGUCGCUCUAUUUCAAUACCACCCAAGAUGAAGUUCCUAUGCCUUCAUGGUGCCAUCGGCAAUAUUGAAAACAUCAGCAUUCAACUAGCACCGCUACAGAAGGAACUGGCACGCGAUUAUGAGGCUUCGUUCCAUUACAUCAACGGCUUGGUUCGAAUCAAACCGCCGCAAGGAUUCGAGGAGUAUUUUGGCGCCGGACCGCAUUAUCGCUGGGCGGAAGACGGCGGCGCAGCCGAAGAGUCGAUGAUCAGCCGGGUACGCAAAAUCCCAGUCGGGCAGAACCCGGAGGAUGUGAUGCGCGACCUGGCUGGAGGCCGAGAUGUGGCAUGGAAGAACCAUGAUGAUGUGAUGCAGUAUCUUUACGAUACUUUGGAGAAGCACCCAGACAUUGGCGGAAUCAUUGGAUACAGCGAAGGCGCAUCGAUCGCCGCAACAUUCAUUCUAGAUGAGCAGCGCAGAUUCGAAGAAAAUGGCCGCGAGCGACGCAUCAAGUGCGCAAUUUUCAUGACUGGCUGGCCUCCAAUUGACCCCAACAAGGGAAUUAUCCUGGCAGAUCAGGACGACGACCUGAUCGAUGUGCCUACCCUGCACGUUGUGGGCGCCAAUGAUCCCUUCCGACAUGGCGCAUACGCGCUAUACAAUGUCUGUGACCCGGAUACAGCCGCAUUCUUCGACACGGGCAAGGGCCACACUAUUCCGCGAUCCGGAUUGGUGAUCAGUGAGCUAGCUGACGCAAUCCGAGACCUCAUAGCCAAGUCAGAAGAGGCAUUCUAGGCCAAAGAUCCGGCUUUCUAAGGUAGUAAUCACACGAAACGAGACGGGCGCUCGGAUGAAUGGAGGACCUUGAAGCGGCCUUCACGCAGACUACUCUAGAAGCAAUAUCGAUGAAGUAAUAAUUUUUUU
Molecule: messenger RNA, 937 nt
Organism: Penicillium brasilianum
Lineage: Eukaryota; Fungi; Ascomycota; Eurotiomycetes; Eurotiales; Aspergillaceae
Source: the annotation of a GenBank genome assembly